Molecule: messenger RNA, 888 nt
Organism: Paramecium tetraurelia
Lineage: Eukaryota; Ciliophora; Oligohymenophorea; Peniculida; Parameciidae
Exons: 1
Source: RefSeq, a predicted model, not a curated record
AUGUCUUCAUCAAGCAAUCAAAAAUAAAUUAAACGGAGGAACAAAAGUUACAUUCAUAUUACAAAUCCUCAAAUAACUGAAUAAUGGAGAGAGCGAAGAAAAAGUUGCACUUGUUUGUAAUGCGGAUAACUUAGCUCUCUAUAAUUCAAGUUUAUCAAUUUAUAAUCACAAAUUUUACAUUUUUCAACAAAUAAACAUAAGAAAUUUUAGAGUAUUGAAUCAACAUAUCUGGAUUCUCAAGAUACCAUUAUUGCAAAUAAUCAAAUUCAUAAAAGAAUCGCCAAACCAAUUUAAGUUAAAUAACACCAUUCUAAUAUCAAUAAUAUUAGUCUUAUAUAAACUAAUUAAACCCAUUUCUCUAAGAAAUAACGAUCAAAUAGCUGCUACUGUGAUGAAUGUGGAAAUAUUACUAAAUUUUAAUCAUAAGCAAAGUUAAUCUAUACCUAAUAAAUAAUUAAAUCCAGGCACACUAAUUUUAGAAUUAAAAGAAAUCUGGAUUAAAUGUUUAAAGGAAUCAGUCCAAUUGAAAGAAAAUAAGAAUAAGAAAUUGAAGAAGAUGAAAAUAAUCCACUCUAGCCCAAUCAAAUUACCUCAUUUAGAAGAUCAUUUGUACUAAUUAAUUAACCUAUCAAAUAAAUCUAAAAAGUCCAACAAGGAAGUGGAAGAAAGAUUUUCCUUAGAGAUGCAUGUAAGACAACAUUCUUCUCUAAGACAAAUUCAAACAGCAGAGAAUUUACAAUUAAAUCUGAGAGCAACAGCCCAAACAUUACAAAUAAAAAAUUAAAUCUUCCAAUUGUUAAAUCAUCAUAUAGCAAGAACAGAUAAGUAAAUGAAGUUCAACUUUUUAAAUUUACUCCUAAAUUAAAUAGUAUUAAUCUAAUAUCUUGA